UGCAAGCUUCGUCAGGCAGGCCGGGUCAAUAACAAACGGGCAGGUAAGUACAGGGGGUCAGGCAGAGAAUGGUCGGGGUCACAAGCCAGGGAUCAGAACAGGAGAAGUCAGCAGAGGUCAGGAUAAAGCAGGCUAAGCAACAAGACAGGAACAGGGACAGGAACAGGAAUGCAGGAACAAGAUACAGGGCCCAGGAAAAACACACACACCAAGGCAAAGCCUGCAGGUCUGGCCAUCACUUAAAUACACCUGCAUAAGCAGUUUCAGGUGUUUGGCUGGCUGCAGGUUUGAGUCUCUGAUUGCUGGGAGCACCCGCUGGCCAGCCCUGGUACUGCAGCCCACAAGGCAGGUGAGUCCCACCAUUACUGGCAAGUCCAUUCCUGACAAUAUUUG
Molecule: messenger RNA, 393 nt
Organism: Staurois parvus
Lineage: Eukaryota; Metazoa; Chordata; Amphibia; Anura; Ranidae
Source: the annotation of a GenBank genome assembly